This is a messenger RNA of Amoebophrya sp. A25, 364 nucleotides long. The record is from the annotation of a GenBank genome assembly. NCBI's taxonomy places the organism in Eukaryota, Dinophyceae, Syndiniales, Amoebophryaceae.
CUCCUCUUGAUAUGGACUUAUCGGACGUCGAGAUCAGCUUGACCUCCAACCCCGGCAGCUACGAUCAGCCGUCGACGAGAACGCUCACCAUGAAACACGAAGACAAUCCUCGGAAGAAGUUCGAGUACGAUAAUCUUCCAGAUAGUAGCGAAGAAUGGGGGUUCUUUGAGCCGAGAUGGGAAAAAGUGGUGGAUUUUUCUGAGUACAACAAGGUCUACAGCAAAUUCGAUCUUCAAAUUAAUAUUCAAGACCAGCCGCAGCGUUACAGCGAUGGCAACAUUCCUUACAAACUGAUGAGCAUUGACCUGCAGCACCAAUUCGAUUGGAAACAAGCGGCGUCGGUGUCCGCCUCCGAAGAGACUCG